Messenger RNA from Caenorhabditis briggsae, 1071 nucleotides. RefSeq names its product Protein CBR-SRX-45 (gene Cbr-srx-45). Bases 1 to 1071 code for a protein of 356 amino acids. The record is from RefSeq and is a predicted model, not a curated record. The transcript is spliced from 8 exons. Lineage: Eukaryota; Metazoa; Nematoda; Chromadorea; Rhabditida; Rhabditidae. Gene Ontology annotation, cellular component: membrane.
AUGGAAGAUGUCGAGGUCAUGCAAAUUGAUCGGAUCGCGGCAUUGCUUAUUUUCUCGACAAGUUUUGUCGGAUUCGUAUGCAACACAUUCAUCGCCGUCUACAUCCGCCGUCUUUCCCUUCUCCGAAACUCUUUCGGACGUCUUCUCCAACUUCAAGCCGCCGGUGACGCCGUUUUCGUUCUAGUCUGGGCUUUCUACUUUGCUCCGGUCCUAUUUUUCGACAUUAAACCGUUGCAAACGUUGGGAGUGGCAUCAAGGUUCGCACAAUUGUGUCUGAUUUGUUACGAUAUUUCCAUUUACACACAUUUGGUCAUUUCACUCAACAGAUUCAUUUCCCUAUACUUCCCAACCAGCUACCAAAACAUAUUUACCGAAAGAUUCACAACAGUCUUAAUAUGUUCAAUUAUACUAAUUUCUUUUGGUUUCUCCUGGUUCCUGGUGAUCGUUGACUGCAAAAUGGGAUUCUCUAUUCCCAGAUGGAUGCUUGACUAUGUCAGUCCUCCGUGUGAAAUGGUCAAUGUUUAUUAUGCCGAAUUUUUUAGAGGUUUGAUCGUAAUCUCCAUGUUCGCCAUCACCAAUACUUUCACAUUCUGUCGAAUGCACAUGCACAAUCGAAAGAAACAAUCAGAAUCCACGUUCGAAACCACCCAACAAAAGAAAAGAAGAGCUGUUGAAACUGCAUUUGUUCAGCAAGUCACACUUCAAGGCUUACUCUACGUUCUCGAAUUAGUGACCUAUUUCUAUAUAUCCAAUUGGUUCAAAGUACCAACAGAUGCCAAAUCACUAGCCGAAUCUUCUAAUCGAUGGCCAAACUUUUUGUUGACAACGUAUGCAUGGAUUUUGGUUCAUGCUCUGGAUGGAGUAAUCACACUAAUUUUUAAUAAACAAUUCCGAAGUGUUCUCCGCCAUCCUUUCCGUUCUCAAGCCACCUUAAACGCAUCAAAAACUCCAUCAAGGCGAAAUCGAUUUGUGACCAAUCGAACCGAUUCGAAUCGAAAAAAGAGCUCAAUUCUUGCGUGUACGUUCAUCUCAAACUCAAAUACCGGAUAUGGAUCAUCAGUUCAUGUCUGA